This is a messenger RNA of Ixodes scapularis (black-legged tick), 2693 nucleotides long. Its product is annotated as serine/threonine-protein kinase Sgk1. The transcript is spliced from 16 exons. Lineage: Eukaryota; Metazoa; Arthropoda; Arachnida; Ixodida; Ixodidae. Gene Ontology annotation, biological process: protein phosphorylation. Bases 74 to 2011 code for a protein of 645 amino acids. Gene Ontology annotation, molecular function: ATP binding; protein serine/threonine kinase activity; phosphatidylinositol binding. The record is from RefSeq and is a predicted model, not a curated record.
AUGUUGGCGGUUGUCUUGAGACCUGCGGCGAUGGGACACCUCUGGGCGAGCGUGUGGCAUUCCGAUACGUUCGAUGUGGAGGGUGAGCGAAAGAGGGGUAACUGGGGGGGAUCUGGGAGUGAUCGACCGACCGGUGGCCCCGUACAAUGGGCAGCCUUAUCAAAAACAAACGGCGGCAGCCGCUUUUGUGUGGUGUCAGCAGCCUCCAUUCAGCGCGGGCGGCGAUAAGAUAUCCGGCUCGGGGAGCCGACUAACCGACCGUGCCGACCGAUCUCGCAGCCUGCCGCGGACAACAAGUAGCGGUGCAGUCUGUUUGGGAAGUCUGAGGUGCCCUCUUCCCCAAAAUGUAGCGGUGUGGUGGCCAGCGAGGGUUGCGGGACCGUUCCCGUCUGUUGACGUAGCGGGCGCUCUCUUAAGGGCGCUAGACGCGGUGCCAAUGAUCAUGAACCGUGAGGCCAGCUUAUUUUCGGCAAAGUUCCGCGACUGGAGCCAUCUAGACACGUGCGCCGACGGAUUCAAGAUGUCGGAACCCUUGCCGGUACCCCAACUGUUGAGGGUGCACCACAAUGGCUCCUCCACGCCGCCUCUCACCACGGCGUCGGUCACCAAUUCCGAGGUGCACGAGAAAAACAAGAAGUUCACGGUCUACAAGGUGGUGGUGACUGUGGAUGGCCAUUCCUGGUUCGUUCUGCGGCGGUACAACGACUUCAGCAAACUUCUCGACAUUAUCAAGAAGCAGUGCCCGGGCUCGCAUCUCAAGCUCCCGGGCAAGAAGCUGUUUGGGAACAACUUCAGCCCUGAUUUCAUCCGCACCCGUCGUCAGGGGCUAGACGACUUCAUCCAGAAGUUGGUCCUCGAUGAGAAACUCAUGCAGCACCCCGAGGUCAGGGCCUUCCUUAACGUGGACAAGAAUCUGGGCGACAAGGAGACGCCGGAAGAGGAAGAGGUUCCAGGCGCCAUUGCCGAAGCGCCGGUGGAUCUCGGAUGCACAGAGAAGCCACAUGCCACGCCCGGAGACUUUGAGUUCCUCAAGGUGAUCGGCAAGGGCAGCUUUGGAAGGGUCAUGCUGGCCAGGCACAAAGUGGAGCGGAAACUCUACGCCGUCAAGGUGCUGCAGAAGAAGAUGAUCCUGAAGCGCAACGAGCGCAACCACAUUAUGUCCGAGCGCAACGUGCUGCUGAAGAACCUGCACCACCCGUUCCUGGUGGGCCUCCACUUCUCCUUCCAGACGUCGGACAAGCUCUACUUCGUCCUCGACUACGUCAACGGGGGCGAGUUGUUCUUCCACCUGCAGAAGGAGAGGUACUUUGCAGAACCCAGGGCGCGCUUCUAUGCGGCCGAGAUCACCUGCGCACUCUCCUAUCUGCAUUCCCAAGGGACCAUGUACAGGGAUCUGAAACCAGAAAACAUUCUACUCGAUGCACAGGGUCACGUUGUCCUGACUGACUUUGGCCUCUGCAAGGAAGGCCUCAGGGAGCAGGACACAACAAGCACAUUUUGUGGGACGCCGGAGUACCUGGCCCCCGAAGUGUUGCGGAAAGAGGCGUACGACCGCACGGUCGACUGGUGGUGCUUGGGUGCCGUCCUCUACGAGAUGCUCUACGGUCUGCCGCCGUUCUACAGCCGAGACACGACCGAGAUGUACGACAACAUCCUGCACAAGCAGCUGAAACUGCGCACCAACAUCUCCCUGGCUGCCCGCAACAUCUUGGAAGGGCUGUUGCAGAAGGACCGGACACUGCGCCUGGGCCACGCGGAAGACGGGGACGAAGUGAAGCGCCACGAGUUCUUCAACCCCAUCGUCUGGCAGGACCUGGAGGCCAAGAAGAUAUCGCCACCCUACCGCCCCAACCUGAACGGGUGCAUGGACCUCAAGAACAUCGACCCAGAGUUUGUGAGGGAACCGGUUCCCGCAUCUGUGGGACGGUCGCAGACCAUGAGCGCCAGCGUCCAGGACGCAGACACCGCAUUCCAAGGCUUCUCCUACGCCCCGCCGAUGGACUUCCACUGAUUUGUCCCGCAUUCUCUUUCUUAACGCGUUGCCGCAACCGUUUUGGAUGCCGACCCCCUAACGUUUCAUUGUUCUUUUGUAAUUUUUACCGUAACUUUAUACCGCGCGAUCUUUUGUCGCGCGCUCCACGGGGUGCCCAUUUUUAGUCGGCCGCCGGCUCGGCCUUCAGACCGACGCGGUCGUUGUUUUAUCGAGGGCCGCCGCCACCUUUGAAGGGACCACAUUGCGAGGACCGUCUUUGCUUUGAGGAUGGCACCCUCGCUCUUUCCAAACUAUGUGCCUCUGGCUGCAGUCUUGAGAAGCAGCUGUUUGUUUUUUUUCUCGCGCAUACGUCUUCGAAACAGUGUGCCGAAAGCCUAGUUCAAAAGGUGCAAUGGAGGAAGGUCCGGAAGAAGUCGGCGCUGCUAGUUCGUUGCCCAAGCUGGUCAUUUUGAAGCGGCACUCCACAGUCGAAUGUGUAUACUGCCCGCCUGUGCCGGAGUACCAUGGAACUACACGAUGCCUUACGAGAGAACUCUGGAAAGGAAGCCAUCAUUAUUAUCACGAUGCCGAGAGAUUUUUUAUUUCCCGUGGCACCGCCACCAUUGUACAGACUCGCAAGCAGACGCUUGGAGGGAAGCAGCUUCUAGAAAGCAGUGUUUUGUUUUGGCAAUAAAAAAAGAAAAUGAUUCACACAUUUUAA